UCUCGCCCGCGUGUUGCGUCAGGGGCGGAGCCACACGUGAAGCGGAGGAGGAGGAGGAGGACUCCCCAGCUAGUAGCCACGCGGUCGGGGUGAGGACGGAGAAGUUGGCAAAAGAUGGGGUCUCAGACACUAGCUGAUUCAGGCUGGCCUCAAUUUGUGGCAAUUCUUCUGCCUCCGCCUCCUGAGUGCUGGGAUUAUAAGCCUUCACCUCCACAUCUUACUACUCAGCCAUGGCUCGUGGUCCCAAGAAGCAUCUGAAGCGAGUGGCAGCUCCAAAGCAUUGGAUGCUGGAUAAGCUGACCGGUGUGUUUGCUCCUCGUCCAUCCACUGGUCCCCAUAAGCUGAGAGAAUGUCUGCCUCUUAUCAUCUUCCUGAGAAAUAGACUUAAGUAUGCUUUGACUGGGGAUGAAGUAAAGAAGAUUUGCAUGCAGCGCUUCAUUAAGAUUGAUGGAAAAGUCAGAACUGAUAUAACCUACCCUGCUGGCUUUAUGGAUGUCAUCAGCAUUGACAAGACAGGAGAGCAUUUCCGCCUGAUCUACGACACCAAGGGUCGCUUUGCUGUUCAUCGUAUUACACCUGAGGAAGCCAAGUACAAGUUGUGCAAAGUGAGAAAGAUCUUCGUGGGCACCAAAGGGAUCCCUCAUCUGGUGACCCACGAUGCUCGCACCAUUCGCUACCCUGAUCCACUCAUCAAGGUGAAUGACACCAUCCAGAUUGAUUUGGCGUCUGGCAAGAUCACUGAUUUCAUCAAGUUCGACACUGGUAACCUGUGUAUGGUGACCGGAGGCGCUAACUUGGGAAGAAUCGGCGUGAUCACCAACAGGGAGAAGCAUCCUGGCUCUUUUGAUGUGGUUCAUGUGAAAGAUGCCAACGGCAACAGCUUUGCCACCCGGCUUUCCAACAUUUUUGUUAUUGGCAAGGGCAACAAGCCGUGGAUUUCUCUUCCUCGAGGAAAAGGAAUCCGCCUCACCAUUGCUGAAGAGAGAGAUAAGAGGCUGGCAGCCAAACAGAGCAGUGGAUGAAAUGGUCGUUAGAUGACAUGUUGGAGAGGUCUCUGUGCUUAAUUAAAGAAAAGAGAGCAUGAUUUAA
This is a messenger RNA of Fukomys damarensis (Damara mole-rat), 1089 nucleotides long. Its product is annotated as 40S ribosomal protein S4, X isoform. Lineage: Eukaryota; Metazoa; Chordata; Mammalia; Rodentia; Bathyergidae. The transcript is spliced from 3 exons. Gene Ontology annotation, biological process: translation. Gene Ontology annotation, molecular function: structural constituent of ribosome; RNA binding. The coding region runs from base 231 to 1022 and encodes 263 amino acids. The record is from RefSeq and is a predicted model, not a curated record. Gene Ontology annotation, cellular component: cytosolic small ribosomal subunit; ribosome.